Nezara viridula (southern green stink bug) is the source of this 144-nucleotide messenger RNA. The record is from the annotation of a GenBank genome assembly. Lineage: Eukaryota; Metazoa; Arthropoda; Insecta; Hemiptera; Pentatomidae.
UUAUGAUUUCGCAGUCCAGCUAUGAUGAUCACAAUAUCCUCUGCCUGCGGGACAUUUUUUCAUCCAUGUCAUGCCAAGACCCUUCAUGGAUUGUAGUGAACUAAGUAUCAUUGAAGCAGGAAAAUAUUGUAUUCCAUUAUCCAU